AUGAUCGUCAUUGAGGUUAGUCAAGCAAUAAAUGCUGAUUUAUCAUCAUCAUCAUCAUCAUCAAUUGAAGAUGAUCAAGAACAUCAAUUAUAUCGUCGUAAUUCGAAAAAAGUUGCACAAAUGUUAGAACAAAUUUUACGUCGUGGUGAAAUGCAAGUUCAUCCUAAUCGUAUUCAACACUUUCUUGGUAGACUUAAUCGUCGUAAAACAAAUGAUCAUAUAAAAGAUUCAAAUCAUAUAAAUCAUUUUUAA
Messenger RNA from Adineta steineri, 252 nucleotides. The record is from the annotation of a GenBank genome assembly. NCBI's taxonomy places the organism in Eukaryota, Metazoa, Rotifera, Eurotatoria, Adinetida, Adinetidae.